This is a messenger RNA of Xiphophorus maculatus (southern platyfish), 4849 nucleotides long. RefSeq names its product NLR family CARD domain-containing protein 3-like. Bases 1 to 3243 code for a protein of 1080 amino acids. The transcript has 9 exons. Gene Ontology annotation, molecular function: protein binding. The record is from RefSeq and is a predicted model, not a curated record. Lineage: Eukaryota; Metazoa; Chordata; Actinopteri; Cyprinodontiformes; Poeciliidae.
AUGGAUCAGUGUGAGGACAGAGAGGAGGGAGUCCCUCCCUCUAAAACCACUCUGUGUGGGGAAGAUGAGAGCCAGAGCAAAGGUCAGAGGAUCCAUCAGAGACUCAAACCAGAACCAAAACCAGAACCAGAACCCAGCUGUGUGUCCUUUAAGAGUGACUGGUCAAACCCUCGUCUCAUUCACUUUAAAUCUCCUGGAUCUCCACCAUCAGAGAGAGUGGACCAGCAGAGCUCAGAGGUUCCCAGUUGUCCGUCUGCCCAGCAGCAUCAAACACAGCUGGACUCCAUAUUUAUGACGCUGGAGGACAACAUUGUCACUUUUCUGAAGAACGAACUGAAGAAGAUCCAUAAGAUUCUGAGUCCAAAUGACCCAGAAUGCUCAGAGAGUCAGAGAGAUGAUGAUGAGGGGUUGGAAGGUGAGGAUGAAGAGCAGAGGAGGAGCAGCAGAGAGGCAGUGAUGAAGAUCACACUGAACUUCCUGCGGAGGAUGAAGCAGGAGGAGCUGGCUGACCGUCUGGAGAAACGUCUUGCUCCAGUUUUUCAACAUCAACUUAAAUCUGGUUUGAAGAAGAGGUUCCAGUCUGUGUUUGAGGGGAUUGCUAAAGCAGGAAGUCCAACCCUUCUGAACCAGAUCUACACAGAGCUCUACAUCACAGAGGGAGGGACUGGAGAGGUCAAUGAUGAACAUGAGGUCAGACGGAUUGAAACAGCAUCCAGGACACCACACAGACCAGAAACAACAAUCAGACAAGAAGACAUCUUUAAAGUCCCACCUGGAAGAGAUCAACCAAUCAGAACAGUGAUGACAAAGGGAGUGGCUGGCAUUGGGAAAACAGUCCUAACACAGAAGUUCACUCUGGACUGGGCUGAAGACAAAGCCCACCAGAACAUCCAGUUCAUAUUUCCAUUCACGUUCAGAGAGCUGAAUGUGCUGAAGGAGAAAACGUUCAGCUUGGUGGAACUUGUUCAUCACUUCUUUACUGAAACCAAAGAAAUCUGCAGCUUUGAACACUUCCAGGUUCUGUUCAUCUUUGAUGGCCUGGAUGAGAGUCGACUUCCUCUGGACUUCCACAACAAGGAGAUCCUGACUGAUGCUACAGAGUCCACCUCAGUGGACGUUCUGCUGACAAACCUCAUCAGGGGGAAACUGCUUCCCUCUGCUCUCCUCUGGAUAACCACACGACCUGCAGCAGCCAAUCAGAUCCCUCCUCAGUGUGUUGGCAUGGUGACAGAGGUCAGAGGGUUCAAUGACCCACAGAAGGAGGAGUACUUCAGGAAGAGAUUCAGAGAUAAGGAGCAGGCCAACAGGAUCAUCUCCCACAUAAAGACAUCACGAAGCCUCCACAUCAUGUGCCACAUCCCAGUCUUCUGCUGGAUCACUGCUACAGUUCUGGAGGAUGUGUUGGAGACCAGAGAGGGAGGAGAGCUGCCCAGAACCCUGACUGAGAUGUACAUCCACUUCCUGGUGGUUCAGACCAAAGUGAAGAAGGUCAAGUAUGAUGGAGGAGCUGACACAGAUCCACACUGGAGUCCAGAGAGCAGGAAGAUAAUUGAGUCUCUGGGAAGACUGGCUUUUAAUCAGCUGCAGAAAGGAAACCUGAUCUUCUAUGAAUCAGACCUGACAGAGUGUGGCAUCGAUAUCAGAGCAGCCUCAGUGUACUCAGGAGUGUUCACACAGAUCUUUAAAGAGGAGAGAGGUCUGUACCAGGACAAGGUGUUCUGCUUCGUCCAUCUGAGUGUUCAGGAGUUUCUGGCUGCUCUUCAUGUUCGUCUGACCUUUAUCAACUCUGGUUCUGACGUAAUGAAAGAAACACAAAGAUCUAAGAAAUCUUCAUUACUUAAUAAAUCUGACCUAAAAUCUCUCCAUCAGAGAGCUGUUGACCAGGCCUUACAGAGUCCAAAUGGACACCUGGACUUGUUCCUCCGCUUCCUCCUGGGACUUUCACUGCAGACCAAUCAGAGACUUCUAAAAGGUCUGCUGUCAAAGACGGGAAGUAGAUUACAGACCAAUCAGAAAACAGUUCAGUACAUCAAGGAGAAGAUCAGUAAGAAUGUGUCUGCAGAGAAAAGCAUCAAUCUGUUCCACUGUCUGAAUGAACUGAAUGAUCGUUCUCUAGUGGAGGAGAUCCAACAGUCUCUGAGUUCAGGAAGUCUCUCCACAGAUAAACUGUCUCCUGCUCAGUGGUCAGCUCUGGGUUUCAUCUUAGUGUCAUCAGGAAAAGAUCUUGAUGUGUUUGACCUGAAGAAAUACUCUGCUUCAGAUGAGGCUCUUCUGAGGCUGCUGCCAGUGGUUAAAGCCUCCAAUAAAGCUCUACUGAGUGGCUGUAACCUCUCAGAGAGAAGCUGUGAAGCUCUGUCCUCAGUUCUCAGCUCCCAGUCCUCCAGUCUCAGAGAACUGGACCUGAGUAACAACAACCUGCAGGAUUCAGGAGUGAAUCUUCUCUCUGCUGGACUGAAGAGUCCAAACUGCAACCUGGAAAUUCUCAGCUUAUCAGGCUGUUUGGUCUCAGAGGAAGGCUGUGUUUCUCUGGCCUCAGCUCUGACCUCCAACCCCUCCCAUCUGAAAGAGUUGGACCUGAGCUACAAUCAUCCAGGAAACUCAGGAGUGAAGCUGCUGUCGGCUGGACUGAAGGAUCCACACUGGAGACUGGAAGCUCUCAGGGUGGAGCCUGCUGGAGUCCCAUUCUUGACACCAGGUCUGAGGAAGUAUUCCUGUCAACUCACCAUCGACACAAACACAGUGAACAGAUUCCUCAAACUGUCUGAAGACAACAGGAAGGUGACACUUUUGGAGGAGCUUCAGUCAUAUCCUGAUCAUCCAGACAGAUUUGAUUUCAAUCCUCAGCUGCUGUGUAGAACUGGUCUGACUGGUCGCUGUUACUGGGAGGUCGAGUGGAGAGGAUAUGUUUAUAUAUCAGUGAGUUACAGAAGAAUCAGGAGGAAAAGAGACAGUAGAGACUGUUUGUUUGGAUAUAAUGAUCAUUCCUGUAGUCUGAGAUGCUCUGAUGUUGAUGGUUACUCUGUCUGUCACAAUAAGAUAAAAACUCGUCUCUCCUCCUCCUCUGUCUCUAACAGAGUAGCAGUGUAUGUGGACUGUCCUGCUGGCAUUUUGUCCUUCUACAGAGUUUCCUCUGACUCACUGAUCCUCCUCCACACCUUCAACACCACAUUCACUGAACCUCUGAUUCCUGGAUUUACAGUCUGGUGGUCUAGUUCUGGUUCCUCUUCAGUGUUUCUGUGCUGAGUUGAGUCUAAAGAGUCUAAAGAUUUUCCUCCUGUUAGAGAAACUCUCUCACUGUUGAACAGAUAGUUUAGUCUCUACAAUCUAUUUCUUGGUGAAACAAUUCUGAUUGAGUCCUUGGAAACUUUUUCUUCUUCCAGUCCUUUAAAUAUGGAAGCUGGGAUUAUUCCAGGAUUAUUCCAGGAUCCUCAUGUUUUCCUGUUUCCAGUCAAAGCUUCACACUGAAUAUCAAGAUGUUUGACAUGUUCGGAUUUAAUCUUCUGACCCACAUGCAGAAAUCAACAAGUUCAAUUGGGUUUAGGUUUUAUUUCCUUCAAACAACUAGCAACAAUUUACAGGUUUCCUCGAUGUGUCAGGGAGUGGCAGUGUCAGGGAGUGGCAGUGUCAUGCGAUCCGUGGUGUCUGAAAUGAGAGUUGGGUUAUUGGUGGCCAGUAAUAAGUUGAUCCGAUGCAAUGUAUAAGCUUACUUUGGAAUGGACUUGGUGAAGCGUGGAAGAAAAGUGCCCAGGGGUCCUGUGUGGAGAUGAGGGGGAAUGGUGGAGCAGGCAGGUAGGUUGGUACUUGCUGGGGAGUUUCACAGGAGGGAAAACAGUUGAACUGAUUCUUCUAGAGAGGUCCAGUGACAAAAACCUAAAGGAAGCAAAAACGAGAGCUAUGAACUUCAGGUAGGUUCUCAAGAGACUGAUCAAAAGCUAAAAAUAGCCGACAACAAGAGGUGGCCAGAGUGACUACCAGUAGACGUUAAUCAUCCAGUGCUGAGUGAAGGCUCUGCUGUGCCUUUAUCCCCAGCACUCUGAUGAGGCCGAUGAGCUCCACCUGUGAAGGCUGCCCAGGCUCUCCACCAAGAUCCUCGCUGGAAGAGAUGCAUUACUCGCACUCGCACACACGCACACAGGAACCCUGACAUUGUUGUUUCUCUUAUUUUUUUCCUUUCAUUCAUCAGAUUUCAUUGAAAUUGUGGUGGGACACCACAUUGUGUUAGUAUUUUUCUUUAUAUUAGUUACAGUUUAUAUGUUUAAGUUUAUUUCAUUUAGACAUAUUUUCUAAUGGGUGCACACUUUAGUUAAUGUCUGUCUGAAUGGUUUAUGUACACUUGUUUUUUGUUUGAGGUGCUUCUGAUGCAAACCAGCUGGAGGAGGAAACCUGGAGCAUAACAUAUGUUUUUUCAAAGACUGAAGGGGGGAGACUUGUCAAGUUUUUAAUUAGUUAAUUUUGUCACUUAAAUAUUCACUUAUUAUUGUUUUUGCUAAGUAAGAGUUAGUUUUGCUUUAUUUGUUUCAUAGAAUGCUUUAGUUCAUUUUGUAUUUAUUUGUUCCUUUGUUAUGUCGUGCCUCCCUCAUGUGGUAGAUUUAGAUUACCCCACCCCUAUUUAAGCAGCAUUUUGUUCUUUGUUUGCAGGUCAGUUUUGUUUAUGUUCAGUUGACCUAAGUUAAAUUGGGCCCAAAAUUGUUAUUUAUUCUUUGACUUAUUUUUUUGCAUUAAAUCUUUAUGUUUUGCUUGUUAAUUUUGGAAGAAUUAAAUGGAACUUUUUCUACUUUGAACAUUUUUUUGUCCUCGUUUGAGUCUGGUCCUUCACAGAAAUGUUUGUCAGUUUUUCUCAAUCACUGAU